AUGUCUCACCGGUCGGCACUUGCUCAGCUGCGAGCACAACGUGCUGCUGGCAAGACCCGCCUCGAUUCGUAUCAGAUUGAAGAUCAAGGUGCCAUCUACGAUGAAGUCGACGAAGACGGCUACAAGAAAGUUGUUCGUAGCCGCCUCGAUAAAGACGACUUUGUGGUGGACGAUCAUGGAGAAGGCUAUGCCGAUGACGGCCGUGAAGAAUGGCAGAACGAGCGCCAGUACUACAGCAGUGACGAUGGGGACGAUGUCCCGCUCAAAGGCAAGGCUGCCAAACGGAAACGCGAAGAAGACCGUGAGAAGGACGAACGCACCAACCACAAAAUCAUGAAUUACUUCAACAACGGCCCAGUCGCUGCUCCUAAGCCAAAGAUACAAACUACAGCCGAAGACGAAGCAUUCAUGGCCGAUCUGCUGGGUGAAGUCGAUGCCAACAUCCUUCCAGCUCGUGUAUCUACCAAAAAGCCUGUCAAAUCGGAUAAUCGACGCAAAGUCAGGGUGCUCUCUCCUCCCCUUACGUCGGAGCGACCUCGACCAAAAUACUACGCACCGGAGCCUGACCUGAUUGAUACGCCUCCUCCUCAGGCAGUCCAUGAGGGCGAGGAUACAAUGGCAAAUUUCGACGACGACGACAACAUCAUGAGCGAUCCUCUUCCAUCUUCCCCUGUGGUCAAGGCCGUCGAGCGCAAGACAAAGGUUCAAAUCAAAGAGGAGGAGGAUGAAGACGACAUGAUGGAUGUUGCUCAAGUAGUUGCGCAUGAAGGCAUUCAGUCUGCAAGCGUCAACAUGACUGGCAGCAGGCCACCACCGAAGAUCAAGUCCUCUCAGCUCCCGACUCCUCAAAGCUCUUCGCCCCCACUGCCUGCGGUCGCUGAUGUGGACGCCUCAUCAUGGAACAAGAUCACCAGUAAGCUCAAUAUUCAGAGCAGCCCGUCUUCAGAGUCAUAUGUGUUCGGCAAAAUGAAGCCCCAGGAUGCGGUAGAACAAGACGGCAGCCUGCGGUUUUUCUGGCUCGACUACACUGAGGUCAAUGGUAGUCUAUGUCUCUUCGGCAAAGUCAGGCACAAGUCCACCGGGCAGUACCUCAGCGCGUUUGUGAAGGUCGACAAUGUUCUUCGCAAGCUGUACUUUCUUCCCAGGAAAUACAGACACUCCAAUGGACGAGAGACCAGUGAAGAGGUGGAAAUGGACGAUGUGUAUGGCGAAGUCGACUCCUUGAUGUCCAAAAUGAAAGUCACAACGAGAAAGGUCAAGCCCUGUACCAGAAAAUAUGCGUUCGAGCUCCCGGAUGUGCCCAAGGAGUCAGAGUAUCUCAAACUGCUAUAUCCAUAUGACAAGAAUCCUUUGCCCAUGGAUUUGCAGGGCGAAACCUUCUCACGAGUCUUUGGCACAAAUACUUCUCUGUUUGAGCAGUUUGUACUAUGGAAGAAUAUCAUGGGCCCUUGCUGGCUGAAUCUCGAGGAUGCAGACUUUACUUCUGUCAACAAUGCAUCAUGGUGCAAACUUGAGUGCUCAGUAAGCCAGCCGAAAAACAUCACUGUGCUGAAAGACUGCGAGAGCGUGGAAAACCCCAGACUCACUUUGAUGUCUCUAUCGUUCCGCACUCAACUGAAUGUCAAGGAAAACAAGCAGGAGAUUUUGAUUGCGAGCGCCAGAGUCUACGAGAAUGUUUCCUUGACCGACACUACUGCGCCAGAAAAGCUACCUUCUAGAACUUUCACCGUCAUGCGACCAUCGGGCUCCGCAUACCCCCUAGGCUUUGAUGCUGAGACGAAGAAGCAGAACGGCACUUUUAUGCUCGAAAAGAGUGAGCAAUUCCUGCUCAGCAAGUUUCUGGCUCUGUUCGAAAAGGUCGAUCCGGACGUUUUGAUCGGUCAUCAAUUGCAAGAAGUCGACUAUAGCAUUCUUCUCAGCCGUCUCAAAGAGAAGAAGACACCUGGUUGGCACCGCAUUGGCCGGUUGAAGCGAAGCGAGUGGCCCAAGACUUUCGGAAAAGGUGGUUCGUUCUUCGCCGAGCGUCAGCUUCUUGCUGGGAGACUGAUGUGUGACCUGGCCAACGACAUGGGCAAGUCCUUGAUGACCAAGUGUCAGCAAUGGAGCCUUACAGAAAUGUGUGAAUUGUAUCUUGGACCAGAAAACCCUCGACGUGACCUUGACAACGAUGAGUGGUUGAACAAAUAUGUCAAGAAUUCCCAGGGGUUACUUGACUAUGUCAAUCACUGUCACGCCGACACCUACUUCAUUGCUGCACUUGCGUUGAAGCUGCAAAUGCUCCCUUUGACCAAAGUUCUGACUGAACUUGCUGGUAACUCUUGGGCUCGCACCUUGAGCGGUACAAGAGCCGAACGGAACGAAUACAUCUUGCUCCACGAAUUCCACCGAAACAAAUAUAUUUGCCCAGACAAGGAGUAUGGCAAAGGCCGGGCGAAGCGUACGGAAGAAAACGAAGAUGAUGAAGAAGGAGCCGAUACAAAGAAGAAAGACAAGUACAAGGGUGGUCUCGUCUUCGAGCCUGACAAGGGAUUGUAUGAUAAAUUUGUCCUGGUGAUGGACUUCAACAGUUUGUACCCCAGUAUCAUCCAGGAGUACAACAUCUGUUUCACCACUGUCGACCGAGCAAGCACGGCACAGAAUGAGCACGAAGAGAAAGUGCCCGAAGUGCCUGUGGACCAAGCACAGGGCAUCCUACCCAAACUCAUUGCAACUCUUGUUAUGCGUCGUCGCGAAGUCAAAAAGCUGAUGAAGGAUAAACGAGCAACGCCGGAGCAGAUGGCUCUCUGGGACACCAAACAGAUGGCCUUGAAGCUUACGGCCAACUCUAUGUACGGUUGUUUGGGUUACACCCAGUCACGAUUCUACGCAAGACCCCUCGCUAUGCUCACUACUUUCAAGGGCAGAGAAAUCCUGAGGAGCACGAAAGAAUUGGCAGAGAGCAACCAGCUCCAGGUCAUUUACGGUGAUACUGACUCGGUCAUGAUCAACACCAACGCAGACAACAUUGCUCAAGCGCUGAGCGUGGGGAAUGACUUCAAGAAAUCCGUCAACGAGCGAUACAAGCUGCUGGAAAUUGACAUAGACAACGUGUUCCGCCGACUGCUGCUGCACGCAAAGAAGAAGUAUGCAGCCGUCAACAUGGCAGAAGUCGAUGGCAAGUACGUUGAGAAGCUCGAAGUCAAAGGUCUCGAUAUGAAACGGCGAGAGUACUGCAACCUGUCUAAGGAUGCCUCCAAAAAGCUGCUGAACGAGAUCCUAUCCGGAGACGACGCCGAGGUGGUAUUGGAAAGAAUCCACGAAUAUCUUCGUGAUCUAGCAAACAAGAUGAGAGAAAACACCAUCCCACAGACACAAUAUGUCAUCUACACAAAACUCGGCAAGAACCCAACAGACUACCCCAAUGCAGAGUCGAUGCCACAGGUUCAGGUAGCACUUCGAGAAAUUGCUCGUGGCAAGAAUGUUCGAGUCAACGAUGUCAUGUCCUAUAUUGUCACCAUGGGCGAUGAGUCUACCAAGGGUCUUCCAGCGCCCAAGCGUGCAUAUACACCCCAGGAUGUCCUCAAGCCUGGCUCAGGCCUUGUGCCAGAUGUGGAAUAUUACUUGUCCAAGCAACUUUUCCCGCCGAUUGAGCGUUUGUGUGCGCCGAUUCCGGGUACCGACUCGGUCAGGUUGGCGGAAUGCCUGGGGCUUGAUGUUCGCAAAUACCAAAUCAGCACGACAAGCGGCGACAGUCGGCAGAGCAACGAAAUCUUCCCGCUGGAAUCGCAAAUCCCCGACAGCGUCCGUUACCGAGAUGCCGCUCGGCUCAAGCUUCGAUGCCGACAUUGCGAACAGACAACGACCUUCGAGGGCUUGUGCGAUUCGACGACGACGUGCACACCCGAAGGUAUCGUAUGUGGCAAUGCUGAUUGCCAGCAAAUCUUUACCCGAAUGGCCGUGACGACCCAAUUGGAGGCGCAAAUUCGAGUCCAGACCUGCCUUUAUUAUGAGGGCUGGCUUGUCUGCGAUGAUCCAUCUUGUGGCAACAGGACGCGACAGAUCUCGGUGUAUGGUCACCGAUGUCUUGGUCCCAGUGGUCGUGCAGAAGGGUGCCUGGGGCGCAUGUCAUACGAAUACAGUGAAAAGAAACUAUACAAUCAACUCCUGUACUUUGCGAUGUUGUUCGACACGGAGAAGGCGAAGAACAAAGCAAGGUCAGACAAAGAGUAUGCAGACAGACGAGAUCGCAUCGUCGUCCUCGCCGAGACGAACAAGGACAGGUUUGAGGGCAUCAAGGCCGUUGUUGAUGGUUAUCUGAGGAAAUGUGGACGCCAAUGGGUGGAGAUGGACAGUUUGUUCGGGUUUGCUUUGAGAUGA
Messenger RNA from Exophiala spinifera, 4356 nucleotides. RefSeq lists its product as uncharacterized. NCBI's taxonomy places the organism in Eukaryota, Fungi, Ascomycota, Eurotiomycetes, Chaetothyriales, Herpotrichiellaceae. The coding region runs from base 1 to 4356 and encodes 1451 amino acids. Gene Ontology annotation, molecular function: chromatin binding; pyrimidine nucleotide binding; DNA replication origin binding. Gene Ontology annotation, biological process: leading strand elongation; lagging strand elongation; DNA replication. The transcript is spliced from 3 exons. The record is from RefSeq and is a predicted model, not a curated record. Gene Ontology annotation, cellular component: alpha DNA polymerase:primase complex.